Molecule: messenger RNA, 316 nt
Organism: Adineta steineri
Lineage: Eukaryota; Metazoa; Rotifera; Eurotatoria; Adinetida; Adinetidae
Source: the annotation of a GenBank genome assembly
UUUAUAUCAAUUACCAUUGACACUUCAAUAUUAUUUAUCAUUUGAUUUUUUAAAUCCAAAUUUUAUUCAUAUAAUAUUUGAUAAAUUAAAUAAAGUUGAUGGAAGAAUUAAACCAUCAUUUUUUGAUGAGUUACAAUUUCAUGAACACGGUUUAGAACAAAUUAAUGGACCUAAUGAAUGGGAAGAUCAAAUACCAGAAGAUAUCGAUUAUGAUAAUGAUGAUAAUGACGAUGAAGAGGAAUAUGAUAAUGAUGAUGCUGAUCUUUUUGAUGAAGAAGGUCUUUAUUCAGAUAAUCAUGAUGAAGAUGAAUGGUGA